Messenger RNA from Drosophila takahashii, 2748 nucleotides. RefSeq names its product zinc finger protein SNAI3. Gene Ontology annotation, biological process: regulation of DNA-templated transcription. The record is from RefSeq and is a predicted model, not a curated record. Gene Ontology annotation, molecular function: RNA polymerase II cis-regulatory region sequence-specific DNA binding; DNA-binding transcription factor activity, RNA polymerase II-specific. NCBI's taxonomy places the organism in Eukaryota, Metazoa, Arthropoda, Insecta, Diptera, Drosophilidae.
CAAGCGCACAGUAGAAGGGAGUGGUACGUCAAAAACUGACGCACAGCGGCAGGCCAAACAAGUCCAUAGUUUAAUAGCCAAGCACCACAAACCGCACACCACAAUAAUAAUAAUAUAAACUGUAAAAUAUAUAAAAAACACACAAAAAGUCCAGGCCAAAAUCCGAAAAAAAUUACGUGACCAAGUGCAAACCGAGAAAAUAAAAGAAAAACAAAAGGAAAAUCUAUAACUAUAAAAAGAAAAGAGUGUGUGUGUGUGAAGGAAAAAACAAGUUACAAAUCAGAGCGAAAAACAAGAAAGCAGCAGCAGACCAGGUAACACGGCAGCAACAUUGCAACAAACAGCAGCAACUAGCAACGCAACAACGAACGCCAAAUACCUUGAAAUAUAGAAGAUACAGAAGAUAGCCUGGGUUUUACACAAGUUAAGUGAGCUGCCAAGGAUCGCAGGUGGGGCAGGUGGAUCAGGAGGAGGAGCAGGAGGAUGCCAGCCAAUAUUGCAACAUCCUCUAAGUCCACAACUCCAAGGACAAGGAAUCAAAGCUGAAGGAGCAACCGCAGCAAAACUCUCAAGGCAACUCUCAUGUCAAUGUCAAUGUUGAAGACGAAGUCGAAGAAGGAGUAGAAGUCGAAGUCGAGGGGGCGGGUCAAAGCUGUAAAGGCAAAAGCAUUUUAACUGCAGAUGACAAAGAAGGUUGUGCUACAUCUACAUAGUAAAUACAAAACAAAUCUAAGCAUAAGAUACACCCGAAAACCACACCCAAAACCCCAAAAACCCUAGACCAAAAUAAACAAGGAAGCUAGAAACAAGCAAGUGGAAGUGGGGCAUACCCGGAAUUUUGAUUGCCGAAGCUCCAAACUGGAGAGAAGAGGAGGAAGGUGACCCGUUUUGCAGGCAAAAUGUCCGUGGACUUUAUACUGCCCAAUCGCAACAAGAUCCAAACGAUUGCCUAUGCCAGCAAGAAAUAUGUGGCCAGUGGAUCGGGAUCCGGUUCGAAUCCUGUUUCGGGAUCCGGAGGAUCAGGAUCGUCUGCUGACUUGCAGAGCUGGCGACGCCCGAAGCCCAGGACCUCGGGAAAACUAAAGCUGGAGGAUAAAUCCCCACUGACUGCCAGUUCGGUGCUACGAAAUGCCAAUGGAAAUGGAAAUGGCCUGGGAAGUGGAAAUUCCAGCAAGUCAACACUCAAAUCGAUGGUUAAACGAAGCUCGCGAUCUGUCCUCAAACGGGAGAUCAUCGAUCUGGACGACGAGGAGGGCGAGGAGCAGGAGGAUCAGCUGUGCGAACAUCUGGAAUGGUCAGCUGCCCAGUCUUUGGUCCAGAUGAACUCUUCCAAACAGGAGAAGCAACGGCGGGCAACGGGCAACUCACCUGCAACUGUGGCAGCUCCCAUCUCCGCCUCAGUGUCGCUGCGCCGUCCAGUGGGCAGGGCUCCGGCGGAGGAUGGCAAGGUCAUCUUCUACGCCCCGCCCAGUGGAUCGCCCCGUCAGCCGGAGCCGGUGACCUUGAAGAGGGAGCGCGAGCGGGAGAGGGAACAACGAGAGCGAGAGCGGAAGGAGCAACAGGUGGUGGCGCAGGUACAGUCGACCUCCAUUUACCGGGGACGCAGCGUGGAGGAGACGGAGGCGGCCCACGAUCUGCUCUCCCUCUCGCAGAGCCUGCCGCCCCUGAUCCCGCCCUGCGUGGUGACCAUCAUGAAGCAGGAGCAGGAGCAGCUCCGCUCGCCGGAAAUCCAGGAGAUGACGAACAGCGCUUCCAGCCGAUCGCCCCAGUCGACCAUUCGGUUCAUAGGCAGCACAUCCUAUGACCUCAUGAUCGGCGGUGGAUCCUCCUCCUCGGAUGCGGGGGCCACCAACAACUGCUCGCCGCUGACGCCGCCGAACUCGGACCACAGCUCCGAUGUGGAUAUCGACAUGUCUUCCUCCUCCGAGUCGGGACUGCAGCAGUGGGGCAAGCAGAAUCAGCAGCGAGCCUCGGCCCUGAAGAUGUGCCUCAAUAUGCUGGACGGCAGGACGAAGGCCAGCAAGGCGGCGGCAGUGAAGCCGCAGGAGCCAGUGCAGCCGAGGCCCAAGAGUGCCCAGAGUAAUGCUUCCUCCUCCGGAGGCGGAGGAGGAGGAGGUCCCCCCUCGGAGACCCAAGAGGUGGCAUCCUCCACGGGCCACAGCUCCUCGGGAGGCAGCGGCGAGAACUAUGCCAAGCGGAAGAGGGGCUGCUACAAGUGCUGCGAGUGCGGCAAGCAGUAUGCCACCUCCAGUAAUUUAUCUCGCCACAAGCAGACGCAUCGCUCGCUGGACUCGCAGUCGGCCAAGAAGUGCAACACCUGCGGCAAGGCGUAUGUAUCCAUGCCCGCCUUGGCCAUGCACCUGCUGACGCACAAGCUCUCGCACAGCUGCGACAUUUGCGGCAAGCUCUUCUCGCGGCCUUGGCUCCUCCAGGGUCACCUGAGAUCCCACACCGGCGAGAAGCCCUACGCCUGUGUGCACUGCGGCAAGGCCUUCGCCGAUCGCUCCAAUCUCAGGGCCCAUAUGCAGACCCAUUCGGGGGACAAGAACUUCAAGUGCCAUCGCUGCAACAAGACCUUCGCCCUCAAAUCGUACCUCAACAAGCAUCUGGAGUCGGCCUGCCUCAGGGAUACGGGAGCCAUCGAUCAGGGGGCCAAGGGACUGGAGGAGGACGAGGAGGAGGAGCAGGAGCAGGACGAACUGGAGAUGGAUAGCGAUGAGAACAGCCAGGAUAUUGUGGUGGCCUAAG